This is a messenger RNA of Orussus abietinus, 893 nucleotides long. RefSeq names its product enhancer of split mbeta protein. Lineage: Eukaryota; Metazoa; Arthropoda; Insecta; Hymenoptera; Orussidae. Bases 192 to 782 code for a protein of 196 amino acids. Gene Ontology annotation, cellular component: nucleus. The record is from RefSeq and is a predicted model, not a curated record. The transcript has a single exon. Gene Ontology annotation, molecular function: RNA polymerase II cis-regulatory region sequence-specific DNA binding; protein dimerization activity; DNA-binding transcription factor activity, RNA polymerase II-specific. Gene Ontology annotation, biological process: anterior/posterior pattern specification; regulation of transcription by RNA polymerase II; regulation of neurogenesis.
CGCACACGCAAUUCUUGCCCCAGGGUGGUGACGGAACUUCCAAAAGACUCUAGGAGUGUCCUGAUAGGCAGUAAAGAAGUUAAGACGGAGUUAAGGCGAAGUUAAGGCCAGGUUAAGGUCUAGUUGGGAAGCAAGACCCAGUGGUUGCACAGUGCCAGGACGUUCGUCGGUUCGAGGGAUCUCUGGUUAGAAUGACCCCACACACCACCAGCUACCACGCGGUCGCCGGGAUGGAGUACGAGGAGCCGGUCUCUAGGACCUACCAGUACCGCAAGGUGAUGAAGCCCAUGCUGGAGCGGAAACGCCGCGCCAGGAUCAACAGGUGCCUGGACGAGCUGAAGGACCUCAUGGUGACGGCUCUCCAGGCGGAGGGCGAGAACGUCGCCAAGCUGGAGAAGGCCGACAUCCUGGAGCUGACGGUUCGACAUCUUCACACCCUGAGAGCUGCUCGCAGGUUGACUUUGACUCCAGAGUCCAGCUACGCCGACCGGUUCAGAGAAGGAUUCACCCAGUGCGCCCAGGAAGUGUCCACGUUUCUGUCCACUCCUGUCGCUUCCGCCGUUCAUCCUGCUGCCGGAGCUCAGCUGAUGAGACACCUAGGAGGAUGCCUCAGAAGACUGGAGGGACCAAACGUCACCGCUGCUCCUGGGAAUUCCCAAGGAUCCGGACGUGCCACCCUGGUCCCCCAACACGUGUACACCCCCCCACAGAGCCCCAUGAGCGUGGCCAGCUCUUCCGGGGAGUCCUCGGAAUCCUCCACUCCUGUCUGGCGCCCGUGGUGAUCCUGUCUUCCAGGACCUCUGGAGAAAUCCUAAAUCCGAAGAGGAUGGAUCGUUCCGACGAAGACUCCGAUGAUGACGUGUGGCGGAACACACUCUAGGACUUGACUGGUG